GACCCAAGAUGGCGGCGUGUGGACGUGUACGGAGGAUGUUCCGCUUGUCGGCGGCGCUGCAGCUGCUGCUGCUGGCGGCGGCUGGGGCCCAAAAACCACCCGUCCAGGGCGGCCACAGCCAAGGCCAGGGCGCCGGAGCCAACUUUGUGCCUUUCGCAGGGCAGGUUGGAGGCGGCGGGCCGGCGGGUCAGCCGCUAAUCCAGCUGCCUCCGUCAUCUCAGCUCCAGCAGCAGCAGCCGCAGCAGCAGCAGCAGCAGCAACAACAACCGCCUCAGCCGCCACAGCCGCCUUUCCAGGCUGGCGGGCCUCCGGCCCGGCGGGGCGGAGCGGGGCCCGGCGGGGCCAGCGGGGGCUGGAAGCUGGCGGAGGAAGAGUACUGCAGGGAGGACGUGACCCGUGUGUGUCCCAAGCACACCUGGAGCAACAACCUGGCGGUGCUCGAGUGCCUGCAGGACGUGAGGGAGCCUGAAAAUGAAAUUUCUUCAGAUUGUAAUCAUUUGUUAUGGAAUUAUAAGCUGAACCUAACUAAGGAUCCCAAAUUUGAAUCAGUGGCCAGAGAGGUUUGCAAAUCUACUUUAUCAGAGAUUAAAGAAUGUGCUGAUGAACCAGUAGGAAAAGGUUACUUGGUUUCCUGCUUGGUGGAUCACCGAGGCAACAUCACUGAGUACCAGUGUCACCAAUACAUCACCAAGAUGACGGCCAUCAUUUUCAGUGAUUACCGUCUCAUUUGUGGCUUCAUGGAUGACUGCAAAAAUGACAUCAACCUUCUGAAAUGUGGCAGCAUUCGGCUUGGAGAAAAGGAUGCACAUUCACAAGGUGAAGUGGUAUCAUGCCUGGAGAAAGGCCUGGUGAAGGAAGCAGAAGAAAGAGAUCCAAAGAUUCAAGUCUCUGAGCUCUGCAAGAAAGCCAUUCUCCGGGUGGCCGAGCUGUCCUCGGAUGACUUUCACUUAGACCGGCAUUUGUACUUCGCUUGCCGAGAUGAUCGGGAGCGUUUUUGUGAAAAUACACAAGCUGGUGAAGGCAGAGUAUAUAAGUGCCUCUUCAACCACAAAUUUGAAGAAUCCAUGAGUGAAAAGUGUCGAGAAGCACUAACAACCCGCCAAAAACUGAUUGCCCAGGAUUACAAGGUCAGUUAUUCUUUGGCCAAAUCCUGUAAGAGUGACUUAAAAAAAUACCGAUGCAAUGUAGAAAACCUUCCCCGGUCCCGGGAAGCCAGGCUCUCCUACCUUCUGAUGUGUCUGGAGUCAGCUGUGCAUAGAGGGCGACAGGUGAGCAGUGAGUGCCAGGGGGAGAUGUUGGAUUACCGACGCAUGUUGAUGGAAGACUUUUCUCUGAGCCCUGAGAUCAUCCUGAGCUGUCGGGGCGAGAUUGAACACCACUGUUCUGGGUUACAUCGAAAAGGGCGAACCCUGCAUUGUCUGAUGAAAGUAGUUCGAGGGGAGAAAGGGAACCUUGGAAUGAACUGCCAGCAGGCGCUUCAAACACUGAUUCAGGAGACUGACCCUGGUGCAGAUUACCGCAUUGACAGAGCUUUGAACGAGGCUUGUGAAUCUGUAAUACAGACCGCCUGCAAACACAUAAGAUCGGGAGACCCAAUGAUCCUCUCGUGCCUGAUGGAACAUUUAUACACAGAGAAAAUGGUAGAAGACUGUGAACACCGUCUGUUAGAGCUACAGUAUUUCAUCUCCCGAGAUUGGAAGCUGGACCCUGUCUUAUACCGAAAAUGCCAGGGAGAUGCAUCUCGUCUUUGCCACACCCACGGCUGGAAUGAAACCAGUGAACUUAUACCUCCUGGAGCUGUGUUCUCUUGCUUGUAUAGACACGCCUACCGCACUGAGGAACAAGGCAGAAGGCUCUCGCGGGAGUGCCGAGCUGAAGUCCAAAGGAUUCUGCACCAGCGUGCCAUGGACGUUAAGCUGGAUCCUGCACUCCAGGAUAAGUGCCUGAUUGAUCUGGGAAAAUGGUGCAGUGAAAAAACAGAGACUGGACAGGAGCUUGAGUGCCUCCAGGACCAUCUUGAUGACUUGGCUGUAGAGUGCAGAGACAUAGUCGGCAACCUCACUGAGUUGGAAUCUGAGGAUAUUCAAAUAGAAGCCUUGCUGAUGAGAGCCUGUGAGCCCAUAAUUCAGAACUUUUGCCACGAUGUGGCAGAUAACCAGAUAGACUCUGGGGACCUGAUGGAGUGUCUGAUACAGAACAAACACCAGAAGGACAUGAAUGAGAAGUGCGCCAUUGGAGUCACCCAUUUCCAACUGGUGCAAAUGAAGGAUUUUCGAUUCUCUUACAAGUUCAAAAUGGCCUGCAAAGAGGAUGUGUUGAAACUUUGCCCCAACAUAAAGAAGAAGGUGGACGUGGUGAUCUGCCUGAGCACCACCGUGCGCAAUGACACUCUACAGGAAGCCAAAGAACACAGGGUGUCCCUGAAGUGUCGCAAGCAGCUGCGGGUGGAGGAGCUGGAGAUGACAGAGGACAUCCGCCUGGAACCAGAUCUGUAUGAAGCCUGCAAGAGUGACAUCAAGAACUACUGUUCCACUGUGCAAUAUGGCAAUGCUCAGAUUAUUGAAUGUCUGAAAGAAAACAAGAAGCAGCUAAGUACCCGUUGCCACCAAAAGGUUUUUAAGCUGCAGGAGACAGAGAUGAUGGACCCAGAACUAGACUAUACACUCAUGAGAGUCUGCAAGCAGAUGAUAAAGAGAUUCUGUCCAGAAGCAGAUUCCAAAACCAUGUUGCAGUGCUUGAAGCAAAAUAAAAACAGUGAAUUGAUGGAUCCCAAAUGCAAACAGAUGAUAACGAAGCGCCAGAUCACCCAGAACACAGAUUACCGCCUAAACCCUGUGUUAAGGAAAGCCUGUAAAGCUGACAUUCCUAAAUUCUGUCAUGGUAUCCUGACAAAAGCCAAGGAGGAUUCGGAGCUAGAAGGUCAAGUCAUCUCUUGCCUCAAGCUGAGAUAUGCUGACCAGCGCCUCUCUUCAGACUGCGAAGACCAGAUCCGAAUUAUUAUCCAGGAGUCUGCUCUUGAUUACCGACUCGAUCCUCAGCUCCAGCUACACUGCUCAGAUGAGAUCUCCAAUCUAUGUGCCGAGGAAGCAGCAGCCCAAGAGCAGACAGGCCAAGUGGAAGAGUGUCUCAAAGUUAACCUGCUCAAAAUCAAAACAGAAUUGUGCAAAAAGGAGGUGUUAAACAUGCUGAAGGAAAGCAAGGCAGACAUCUUUGUGGACCCAGUUCUUCAUACAGCUUGUGCCCUGGACAUUAAACACCAUUGUGCAGCCAUCACCCCCGGUCGAGGGCGUCAAAUGUCCUGCCUCAUGGAGGCCCUGGAGGAUAAGCGGGUGAGAUUACAACCUGAGUGCAAAAAACGCCUCAAUGAUCGGAUUGAAAUGUGGAGUUAUGCAGCAAAGGUGGCCCCAGCGGAUGGCUUCUCAGACCUCGCCAUGCAAGUGAUGACAUCCCCGUCAAAGAACUACAUUCUCUCUGUGAUCAGUGGGAGCAUCUGUAUAUUGUUCCUGAUUGGCCUGAUGUGUGGACGUAUCACCAAACGAGUGACACGAGAGCUCAAGGACAGGUAGAGCCACGUUGACCACCGGAGGAACUACCUGUUCAGUGCCCAGUUUGUACAGCCCUCCUGUAUAGCAUACCCACUCACCUUGUUCUCUGCAGAGGUGCCUCCAACACCCGUGUUAGAGCAGCAGCAGGUCUCCACUGCAUUGUCCCAUCUCGGACUCCGCCCGUCUCGUGUCCCUCUCCUUUCGACCAUUUGCGCAGCAUCAGCAGCUGGCCGCUUUCGUUACCGCCUUGUUGGCAAACCUGGGUUUACCUGCUUGUAGACAAGUCUCUCUCAUACCAAUGGAACUACCGGUACUUCCAGAACCAACUCACCUGACCUGCAACUCAAAUGAUUUUUUUAAAAAAACACCAAAAAAAAAAAAAAAAGGAAGAAAGAAAUUUUUAAAGAAAGAAAAAAAAAUGUAUAUAGUAACACAUCUCCUCCAGGCUUGAUUUGGGCAGCGGGGUUAUUUCUUCUGUGUGACUGUGUAAAAUGAAGAUAGGACAUUAAAGGGGAAACACACCACCCAAUAUGCUAUAACUGAGAUGUCUUGCUCAUUUCUCAAAAGCACCUUUGGGCCAUGUCAGGGCCAUGGACUUGACCAAGUGGUGGGGAACCACUAACCAGCCUGCUUUGGGACCUUUUUUCUUCUGCUGAAACAGUUACGCCUUCCAGUUUCCACCCUGUAGAGCCACUGCCGGCCAAGACCCCCCCGGGCCAUGGGCAUUUCUGUGAUCUCCUCACCUCAGUGGAGUAAAGCAUGAGCCUCCAUAGGCCAAGGGCACGUGGACUGGGGAGAGGAUCAAAAAUCUUUGUGCUGAUCUGUACCGAGAGUUUGGACUUUGAGACCCCAGGCAGCAGAAU
Molecule: messenger RNA, 4408 nt
Organism: Pteronotus mesoamericanus
Lineage: Eukaryota; Metazoa; Chordata; Mammalia; Chiroptera; Mormoopidae
Gene: GLG1
Product: golgi glycoprotein 1
Exons: 26
Coding region: 9-3566 (1185 amino acids)
Cellular component (GO): Golgi membrane
Molecular function (GO): fibroblast growth factor binding
Source: RefSeq, a predicted model, not a curated record